Messenger RNA from Arachis ipaensis, 1059 nucleotides. The record is from RefSeq and is a predicted model, not a curated record. Lineage: Eukaryota; Viridiplantae; Streptophyta; Magnoliopsida; Fabales; Fabaceae.
AUGUCAAAUGUACCUGUUUCUGGGGCGUCAGGAAAUAACAGUGCAUCUAAUUCUACUACAUCCACUGUCACUAGGGUAGAAAAUUCUAGACCUGUAUUUUCUGACAUGUCAAGAGCAAUGCCUGUUAAUCAACCUAGUCAAACUGUGGGAUCUUUAGCAAAUAUUAGGCAACAGAUGGAUGAAAGUCACCAUGAUCUAGUAAACAUGUUAACUCAUCAAAUGGUGACAAUUUUAAAUCCUCUUUUAGAAAAUACAAACACUAGAAUUGAACAAUUAAAUAGGCAAGUUAAUAGGAUUGCUACUGUGGUAAAUUUAGAAGAAAAUGAUAACCAAGGUUUAAGAUUUGAUAAUGUCAAUCAAAAUGGUGGAGCAAUUCCUAAUUAUGAUGUCCAUAUGCCUAGACAUGGUCAAAAUGCUGAUGAUAUAGCUCCCAAAGGGUUGGAAAUUCCAAAAUCCCUUACAAAAUUUUCUAGAGAAGAAAAUGAGUCUACAGUAGAGCAUAUUGCUCGAUAUACUGUUGAAAUUGGGGAAGCAGCUUCUAAUGAAUAUCUCAAGAUGAGAUACUUUCCUUCUUCUUUAACAAAAAAUGCAUUUACAUGGUUCUCCAACUUGAGACCAAAUUCUAUUCAUUCUUGGGUACAGUUAGAAAGAAAUUUUCAUGAUCAGUUUUUCCGAGGUGAAUUGAAAGUUAGUCUUACGGAUUUAUUCUCUGUCAAACGUGUAGAAGGAGAAUCCAUUGAUACUUAUUUGGCGCGAUUUAGAAACAUAAGAAAUAAGUGUUUUACUCCGAUUCUGGAAACUGAAGUUGUCAAAAUGGAUACUAAUGGGUUAGAAUUUGGAGUUAGGAAGAAACUUGUCAAUCAACAUACUUUAGAUCUUUCCCAGUUAGCUGAAAGAGUAAGACAGAUAGAACAAAUUAAGAAAGAAAAAGAAAAUUUUAAAAAGGGUUCAAAAAAGGUUGCAUAUGUUGAUUGUUUUUCUGAUAGUAGUAAUUCAGAUGAGAAGGAGAUUUAUAUUGCUGAAUUACGUGGGGUCCUCCUUAUGUAUGCAAAUCUUUGA